Messenger RNA from Phragmites australis (common reed), 1437 nucleotides. RefSeq names its product fatty acid desaturase DES3-like. Bases 1 to 1143 code for a protein of 380 amino acids. The record is from RefSeq and is a predicted model, not a curated record. Lineage: Eukaryota; Viridiplantae; Streptophyta; Magnoliopsida; Poales; Poaceae. Gene Ontology annotation, molecular function: oxidoreductase activity, acting on paired donors, with oxidation of a pair of donors resulting in the reduction of molecular oxygen to two molecules of water. Gene Ontology annotation, biological process: lipid metabolic process. The transcript is spliced from 7 exons.
AUGAGGCGCCCGGUUGAAGAGGCCGUGGCCAAGGCGACGGAGGACAGCCAGUUCUUCGACGCCGGCAAGCCGCCGCCUUUCCGCAUCGGCGACGUCCGCGCUGCCGUGCCGGCGCACUGCUGGCGGAAGAGCCCCUGGCGGUCGCUCUCGUACGUGGCGCGCGACGUGGCGGCGGUGGCGGGGCUGGCGCUCGCGGCGGCAGCGCUGGACAGCUGGGCGCUGUGGCCGCUCUACUGGGCGGCGCAGGGGAUCAUGUUCUGGGCGCUCUUCGCCCUUGGCCACGACUGUGGCCACGGGAGCUUCUCCGACAGCGGUUUGCUCAACAGCGUGGUGGGCCAUCUUCUCUUCUCCUUCGUCCUCAUCCCCUACAAUGGAUGGAGGAUCAGCCACACAAAGCACCAUCAGAACCACGGCCACAUCGAGAGGGACGAAUCAUGGCACCCGAUCACGGAGAAGCUAUACCGGAAGCUGGGAAUAAGCGCCAAGCUGCUACUCUUCACGCCGCCGCUUGCACUGUUUGCUUUCCCCUUCUACCUCUGGUACAGGACACCCGACAAGAAAGGCUCGCACUUUCUGCCGAGCAGCGAUCUGUUCAGCCCCAACGAGAGGAAUCAUGUGGUGGUGUCAACCACCUGCUGGUGCAUCAUGCUCGCCUCGCUCCUCGCCAUGGCGUGCGCCUUAGGACCCCUGCAGGUGCUCAAGGUGUACGGGGUCCCAUACCUUGUGUUUGUGAUGUGGCUUGACAUGGUGACGUACCUGCAACACCAUGGCCACCCCGACCUCCCCUGGUACCGCGGCGAGGAAUGGAGCUACCUGCGCGGGGCCCUGACGACGGUGGACCGGGACUACGGCUGGAUCAACAGCAUCCACCACGACAUUGGCACCCAUGUGAUCCACCACCUCUUCCCCCAGAUCCCACACUACCACCUCGUCGAAGCUACCAAGGCGGCGAGGCCAGUGCUGGGCAGAUACUACCGGGAGCCGGACAAGUCAGGGCCGCUGCCACUUCACCUCUUUGGCGUGUUCCUCAGGAGCCUCAGAGUGGAUCACUUCGUCAGCGACCAUGGCGAUGUCGUCUACUACCAAACUGACCACACCUUGAGUCGUGGCGAUAGCUGGGCCGAAACCGAGAAGCUCAAGUAGUGUGGAAGCCUGCCCUGAACUACAUACUGAAAUUCGAGUUGCAACCAGUCGCACAAGAACACGUGCUAUCCUGGGAUCAAGCUUGAAGCUUUGAGGUGAUUAGCUAUUCUAGAUAGUCAUGCUAUACAGGGUUUCAUCUGGCAUUGUGGUGAUGAUAGGGCUUUCUGAUGUUGAGCCCCUUUACUACCCUGUUACCUGAUACUCUUGUGAUGCCAUUCACAAGUAUGGUCGGCUAUUGAUGCUUCUUUUCCCCUGGCUAGUUGAUGGUUGUCUUGAUGGCUCUAUGCCCCUUUC